Molecule: messenger RNA, 399 nt
Organism: Didymodactylos carnosus
Lineage: Eukaryota; Metazoa; Rotifera; Eurotatoria; Philodinida; Philodinidae
Source: the annotation of a GenBank genome assembly
AUGCCUGGAAAAGCCGAUGCGAAACCUGACGCAAAAAAAUCUGGUGGUGACCAAGGAUCGAGUGGUGGUAGUAGUGGUGCUGGUGGUGAUCCAGAAAAAGGUGGAAAAGUAUUUAAACAAAAAUGUCUUCAAUGUCAUGUAAUUGAAAAAGGUGCUGGUAAUAAACAAGGUCCAAAUCUACAUGGUUUAUUCGGUCGUAAAACCGGAGAAGUGCCUGGCUUUUCUUACAGUGAUGCAAAUAAAUCAAAAGGGAUUAUAUGGGGUGAAGAUACUCUAUUUGAAUAUUUAAAAGAUCCAAAGAAAUAUAUACCGGGUACAAAAAUGAUAUUUGCUGGUAUUAAAAAAGAAGAUGAACGAAGAGAUUUGAUAGCUUAUUUGAAAGAAGCAUCAUCUAAAUGA